CGCCGAGCGCAAGAGUGCAGGCAGGGCGAAGCGAGCGAGCGCGUCGUGUCCUCGUAUCGUUCAGUUGGAUAGGCGCGUUUGCACGGCGUUCCUCGGUGAUAUCGCUGCCAUUCGCGGGAACGUCUCGGUCUCGUCUCGUCGCGGCGCCGCGCCGCAUCGCAUCGCAUCGUGAACAGUACAACUGUGCGCGUGUGUGACGUGUGUCCGAUACUCGGAUUGUUCCUUUUAACGUCUCUCGCGAGGGAUAGUGGACGUUGGAGGAUCGACAGGUAAAUCGCGGAGGUGGGGGACUAGGGACACGAUGAGAGACGCGUGUGAAAAUAGUGUGUAGUGACCGUUGAAGCGCCGAAGGCACGCGGGGCCACAAGGUGGACACAGAGCGAGGACAACAAAGAGGAAGAGGAUAGAGUGGUGAAGGACGCGCUACAGACGCUGGACCGCCGCCAUUGGAGGUGGGGGUGGACUCGGGGACCGUUGACGAUGCUGGCUACCGUCGCGCGGCGGUCCGGGGCGAGGCCCCGGCUGUCCGUGUCGCCCGCUUUCCUUGCACGCGUCUUCUUACCGCUGCUGCUGCUCUGCGGAACUUUCGCGUCUGGAACGAGAUUGAGGCACUCGAGACACCUGGACGUGAGAUCGCAGUUCCUGGCCGAGGGUGAAUUAUCGCUCGAUGAAAAUCACAACCACAAGCCAGUGUUCUCCAAUUGCUCGAAUUACGCGCCGGUGGUGAAGGAGGAGGAACCAACUGGCACAGUGGUGAUCCAGGUGCACGCCGAGGAUAGGGAUCCACCGGAGGAAGGAGGUACCAUUACAUACAGCUUUGUAACUGCACCUGACGAGAAGUUAAAAUUCGCAAUCGACAACACGACUGGUCUCAUCAAAACGCUCCAGAUACUCGAUAGGGACGAACCCGCGAAAGAAAAGGAAUUUUAUCUUACUGUUCUCGCAACCGACAAUGGAAGGCCACAGCUGGAUGACGUGUGUACAUUUAAAGUCACCAUCGAAGACGUCAAUGACAAUCCACCUGCCUUCGACAAAGUGGUCUAUCGUGGAUACGUAUGGAAGGCAUACACAGAAUCCGUGCCGCAAGACUUACCUGUGGGUCGCGAGGUCAUGCGAGUUUCCGCCGCUGAUAUCGACGAUGGCAACAAUUCCGUCGUACGGUAUAGUCUACAAUCUAAGAGAUCGGAUGAUGCUGUGUACUUUCGAAUCGAUCCGGAGUCUGGGGUCAUAUUCCUCAAUAAAGCUAUAGACCGGAAUCCAAAUUAUAAAUUCAGUAUGACGGCUAUCGCCGUGGAUCUUGGCGAGAACUCGCAACCCGUUCCCAUUGAUCUUGACAUACGCGUUGUGGAAUCGCAUAAGAAGGCGCCAGCUUUUCUACCGAGGUCAGCGGAGCCAAUCAGACUUAAGGAAAAUUUUAGCGAUUUCGACGCCAGCAUUGUCCGCUUGAAAGCAGUCUCCAACAUCGAUAAUUCCAAUAGUUUGGACAAUUCGACUCUAGUCUUUGAGCUCGUGAUUGGCAGAACGGAACAAACUAAUAAAAAGAACACCUUUAGAUUGGAAUCUAAUAAAGAUGUAGCAGAUAUAAAGUUGUCUCACCAUCUUGAUUACGAGAGUAACACGCAGUACUCUUUAAUAGUUAGAGUACAAAAUAAGUAUUCGUUAGCUGCCGAAACAGUAGUCGAUAUCGAGGUUCUAGAUGUAAAUGACAACAUUCCAGUCUUCCGUGACAUUAAACGCGGAAGAGUGUUAGAAAACGAGCCCCGAGGAGUCCCUGUGAUGCAAGUGCGAGCCAUUGACGCUGAUGGAACUUCCGCUAAUAAUCAGGUCAGCUACGAGUUGGAUAACUUCAAGGAUCUCUUUGCCAUCGACCCGCAAACUGGUAAUAUUACAACGUUAGUGACUUUCGACAGAGAAGUUGAAGAUAUCUACAACGUGAAAAUAAUAGCAACGGAUAAUUCUCCGAGCGCAUUGUUCAAAUCCGGCGAGCACAAUAAAGGAGAACAGGUGUUUCAAAUAGAAAUCGCUGAUAAGAACGACAAUCCACCUCGCUUCACCAGAAAAGUUUACACCCACAAUUCAGUUCUCGAAAACGCCAACAUUAAUGAGCCCGUAACCGAAGUCAAAGCCAUCGAUUCCGAUACGGCGAGUCCUGUUACUUACAGCAUCAUAGCGGGAAACAAGAACAACAGCUUCUACAUUGAAGCUACAACGGGAAAGAUUCGCGUGAACAAGCAGCUCGAUUACGAAAAAAUUACCAAGUACAACCUGACUGUGAGAGCAUUUGACGGUGUGUUUAACGACACGGCGGAAGUUGAGAUUUUUGUCGAAAACGUUAAUGACAAUCCGCCGAUCUUCAAAGAAUUCAACAGAAAUCCGACGAUACAGGAAGAAAGAUUAGUGGAAGGAUGUAUCACUGUUGUGUCGGCAUACGAUCCUGAUAUUGAAGAUAGGAAUGCCGAUCAGCAUAUCGUCUACUCUAUUGUCAAGGAAGAACAAUUAGCCUACGUAUCAGUCGACAAUACUGGCUGUCUGAAAUUGAAAAAGCCAUUAGAUCGUGACCAACCGAACGGUUUUGCAAUGUGGACUUUUAUGAUAAUGGCGAGAGACGAGGAUGGUUCAGCCUCAGCUCUUCGAGAACUGGCGAUGGUUAAUGUCACCCUUAUAGAUAUAAACGACAACGCACCAUUUCUGGACAUGCAUCCAGUUAUUUGGGAUGAAAAUAAACCACCUGGUAGAAUAACCGAGCUGAAGGCACGAGAUUAUGACUCCGACGAGAAUGGUCCGCCAUUCGAGUUCAGAAUCGACGAUUCUGCGGACAGUGAAAUCAGAAAUAAAUUUGACAUACGCGAGAAUAAUUUAUAUGCACGAGUAACGUUUGAUCGAGAACUCCGAAAGAGUUAUAACAUACCGAUCGCAAUCACGGACAGUGGUAGUCCGCCUAUGACGGGUACCUCGACGCUCACUGUUAUUAUAGGCGACGUGAAUGACAAUCCUAUGCGUGAGGGCUCGAGUUCUAUAUUUGUUUACAAUUAUAAAGGAGAAUCUCCUGACACGGAAAUUGGACGCGUUUAUGUUAACGAUCCUGAUGAUUGGGACCUGCCGGACAAAUCUUUUGCUUGGGCCUCUCCUCACGACGGAUUCUCUCUUAAUAAGAGUACCGGCAUGAUCACAUUACUAUCGGGGACGUCAAACGACACCUUCGUGUUGAAGUUUAUCGUUACGGAAAAAGGCAAAAUUAUUUCAUCGCAUCAAGUACACGCUUACGUAAACGUCACUGUCAAGGAACUUCCCGAAGAAGCUGUUGAGAGAUCCGGUUCCGUUCGAUUUUAUGGAAUCACGGCAGAGCAAUUCGUGGAACCCGAUGAAUCUGGCGUCAGUAAAAAGGAAAUAUUCCAAGAGAAAUUGGCAACCAUGUUAAAUAUAUCGAUUGAGAAUGUCGAUGUGUUUACUGUACUUCAUUCACCGCAUCAUGUUGCUACCAAUAAAAGCUUGCUGGAUGUCCGAUUUUCAGCACAUGGUAGUCCAUAUUAUGCUCCCGAGAAGUUGAAUACGAUUAUAGCGCAACAUACGAAGGAAAUCGAACGAGAGAUGAAAGCGGAUAUCUUGUUGACGAACAUUGACGAAUGUCUAUUUGAAAAACUUCACUGCAACAAUUCCUGUCGCAAUUUCUUAAAUGCAAGUACUGUUCCAUAUGCCGUUUAUACUAAUACCAGCUCGUUUGUCGGUGUUAGAGCAGUCGUAGAUCCGCAGUGUACUUGCCAUGUGGCGGAACCUAUUGUCUGUUUGAACGGUGGUACACCUCUGGCAGAACGAUGCGAAUGUCCGCCUGGUUUGGAAGGGCCGAGAUGCGAACUGUUGGGCAUUGGCUUUCAUGGAGAUGGUUGGGCUAUAAUGCCACCGCCGGGGCAAGCUUGCGACGACUCACAUUUAGGAUUGGAGAUAACGCCACACGUGGAUAAUGGUCUUGUAUUUUAUUUCGGUCCUAUAACUUAUAAUUCGAAACUUGGAAUUCAGGACUUUAUGUCUCUGGAACUUCAACAUGGUUUCGCCGUGUUAUACAUUGACUACGGAACGGGAACUGUAAGGCUGGAUCAAAAACAAAUCAAAUUGACGGACGGCAAGAGUCAUAGAAUAGACAUUUACUGGAAGAAAACUUCCAUAGAGAUGAUAGUUGAUAAGUGCGGCAUAUCCGCAUGUAUGAGUCUUACUGCGCCGCAAGGCACCAACGAAUUUUUAAAUGUUAACAGUCCAAUGCAAAUAGGUGGUACACUGUCUAAUUUAGUACACUUAGCAGCGAACUUAGGAUGGGAUUAUAAACCAACUGACAAAGGAUUUGUUGGUUGUAUACGUAAUAUGACAUUCAACGGAAAUACAUACAAUCUAGGAAUGCCAUCGUUGUCUAGAAACGCAGAUCCUGGCUGCGAUCAUGGCAUGGCAAAAGCAAUCUCAUUUGGAAUUGAUACGAAUUUUAUAGUAGCUAUUUUGGUUUGCGUAUUGAUUUUGUUAAUAUUGCUCGUGGCGGUAGUUGUGCACAGAAGAAAAACGGAUGAUCUGUAUAAAGAUAUGGACGAUAUAAGAGAAAAUAUUAUUAAUUACGAGGACGAAGGAGGUGGUGAAGGUGAUGUACAGGGUUAUGAUUUGAAUGUCUUGAGAGCCAUUUACGAUGCACCACCUAUUGAUUCGAAGAUAGCGCCAGUUGGCCUACAGGGUAGAGGAACCGACGAAGUUCCAGACAUUUGUGGCUUCCUAGAUGGUAAGAAGGAAAGCUGCGAUAAAGAUCCCGAUACAAAUCCAUUCGACGACGUAAGGCAUUACGCUUAUGAGGGAGAAGGCAAUUCUGAAGGCGAUCUGUCGUCAUUAGCUUCCUGCACUGAUGAUGGAGAUCUUAAAUUUAAUUAUCUAUCUAAUUUCGGACCAAGAUUUAGAAAAUUGGCAGAUAUGUAUGGAGAAGAUCCAAGUGACGAGGAAAGUGACGGAGUCGGUGAACGAGAGAGCGAAAGUUGGUGUUGAGUUUUUGCUCUUUCGUUCCUAAAUAAGAACAUCGUAGAUAUAAAAUUUUAAUGCAGAAAAUGCACAUAGUUUGCAGAUUCGCUCCUGAUUGUAUGGCCAUGUAAUUAGGAGCAUAUAUGCCGCGCAGAAUUUACACUGUACAGGUUUGUGCGCUUUCACAGCCCCAUCCAAUUAAUUGGAAAGAAACGAGGCUUCAUUGUACUUAAAUGAAAUACGGUCUCAAUCACCGAUUACUCUAGUUUAACGGUUCAAGAGACAAAGAAUGAAUGAUGCGCCAUCCUAUCAACGCAAUGUGUAAUUAAUGUGCGUGGUUUACUAGUGAACGGAAUAAACUUUAUGAUUAUCAUGAAUGACUAUACGGAUGCUAUAUGAAUUUCGUUUAUUCGGGAAAGUGAUGCGUAUCUUAUACUGACCCUUAAAAUGAAUUUUUAUAUCGUGUCGAUAAAACCUAGCGCGUUUAAACUUUUACACUAGAAGUGAUAUAUGUGUAUAAGUGGGACGAAAGAAAAUAGUGCGUUCACUGUACGUUGCAUGGAUAUGAACAUUAAAAAUUCUGGAUUAUCGUGUUCUCGUAUGUAUUUCAACGUUGGACAAUCGACAUUUCCAUGCAUCUCCUUCCUUUUUUUUUAACUUAAUUACUCAAACAUAAUUAUGAUAUAUUACAUUUUGACAAAUUAUAAUAAGCGAUGCUCCAUUAGUUAGAGAUAUCAGGACAGCGGCAUAAAUGUUAUGUAAUAACGGCUUAAUACUUCGUCGAUUACUCUGUAUUUGGAGAUUACUCUUAUUAUUAGGAAAUAAUGUACAGAACUGUUUAAGAAAACUGCCGACAUUUUUGUUAAGAUUUUCGAAAUAAAAAUCAAACAAAACUCA
This is a messenger RNA of Solenopsis invicta (red fire ant), 5880 nucleotides long. It is a transcript of the gene shg, whose product is annotated as DE-cadherin. NCBI's taxonomy places the organism in Eukaryota, Metazoa, Arthropoda, Insecta, Hymenoptera, Formicidae. Gene Ontology annotation, biological process: adherens junction organization; homophilic cell-cell adhesion; cell morphogenesis. The coding region runs from base 481 to 5010 and encodes 1509 amino acids. Gene Ontology annotation, cellular component: catenin complex; adherens junction; plasma membrane. Gene Ontology annotation, molecular function: calcium ion binding; cadherin binding. The record is from RefSeq and is a predicted model, not a curated record. The transcript is spliced from 17 exons.